ACGACGACCGACAUUCCCGGUUAAAACAUAUUGAUCAUUUCAACUGGCAAAAAGGGUCCCUCCGAACAAGGAGGCGGCCAACCAGACCGCCAUGGCGCCCCAAACGAGAGCUCGAGAUCGCCUUCGCCAGACGACAUCACGCGAAUACCACUCGUCACCCAUCCCGCAACAAGUCCACUUUCCUGCCCGAAGCCGAGUUGUCAAGACAUAUGGCAAAAGAACCCCUUCACGAACCGCUUUGCGACAGCAGACUUUGACCCAGAUCGGCUUCCCUCUGGCCAUGCAACCAGACACCGACGGCUCCGAGCUGUUGGAAACGCUCGAAACACCCGUUCCGGCCAAGAAGAAAGGACGAGACUCCAAGCGAAGGAAGACAAUGGGCGACACUCCCAACCCGAGUUCAUCUUUCCACACCCAAACACUUACCCAGUUCCUGUCUGGCAAGGAGGGCGACGAGGACGACAAGGAGGACUUGUUGAUUAAGGACUCGCAGGACGAAGGAGAUGAUGAAGACGAACAAGAUCAUCUGGACGACGUGUAUAAUCUGCCCAAAGAGGAGUCACCGAAACGUGAAUCGCAAAAGAAGCCAGUGGCCAAGAAACCAAAGAGUGUCAAGGGGAAGAAAGCCAAGGCCAAAGGGAAAGCAAAAGCCAAGGAAGAAGCAUCGGCAGUACCGCACACACCCAGUACCCAGAGGAUCAAGGUCAACAUAGAUGAGGUCCCAUCUUCGCAACCAACACCGUUCACACCCAUGCUGGGAAACAGUGAAUACAGUCCUAUUGGACCCUACAGGUCACCUCUAAAGAACAAGUCGACUAAUACCGGCGCGCCCGCCCCCACACUCGAAACCAUCUCCAAACUACCCAGAAAUCUGGAAAUCCAGGACUCCUAUAGUAUAGGAGGUAGUAGUCCCUUCUCCAUACAUCAAUCACCCUCUCCGCUCAGGAAGACUCCCAUGUCAAUCAGGAGUAAGCCCAAGCGUCAGCCACUAGCCGAACUUCCUGUUCCUGAGGAGGGAGACGACAAUGAAUCGGGCUUCUCAGAAGGCGAGGAGCAGGCUACGCCAACAAAACCGAGAGCUGGGUCAUCGGCAGUGAAGGGAAGCAGCGGGAAGAAACGGGCAUUUGUUGAGAUUCCAGAUUCGGAUGAUGACCUUGAGAGUUUUGGUUCAUCACCUGCUAUGAGCAGGAUCGCGAAGACGCCCACGAACCAGAGAGUUAUAGUGCCCCCGCCGGACUCGGCAAAGGAGAACCGUACUCCUAAAGAGCAGCCACAUGCGGAGGAAAAUGAAGAGGAGAAAGCAGAUGAGGAGAUGGAGGAACAGGGUACACCAACGCCCACGGCUAGGCGCAGUGAGCGGCCUCGGGAGAUACCAUCAUCCAGCGCCGAAGACAUGGACUACGAUAGCGACGAGAGUUCCCUAUCACCAGUGCUGAGUAGUUCACCGCAAGCGAGCCGCGAGCUCGGAAAUUCUAGCCAGCAUGCUGCUGUCAAUCAGCCCAUUCCGGACACAACACAUAGCAAUGACCAGUCGCACAUCACCCGCACCCCGACUGCGAAACAAAAGGUGCAAAUUGAGCUGCCUUCCAUGAGCGACGACGGCAAUGCCACCGGCGAAGAGGUGCUGAAAGAGACACCCCAUCGCAAGUCGGCUACCACUAAGAAGCCAUCCCCGCCCUCCGCCGCCGGCCGACGCAAGGUACAAAUCGAGCUCCCACCCCAAAGCACCGGAAAGGCAGCAGAGAAGGAUCAAGACCAACAGGCCGAAGAUGAAGAAGAAGAAGUCCUCAAAGAAACCCCACACCGCAAGACCACCCGCUUUUCAAAAAUCUCCCCUCGCCAAAAGGCAUCACCAUCUGGACCCAUCAUCCGCUCCCAGCGCUCCCAACGUCACACCCAGCGGCAAACCCAACGUUCCCAGCUCUACAGCCAGGGUCUUGAAUCCCAGCGAGUCCCCAUGGAGGUCAUUCGCGCCAUGGGCCCGCCCACCGAUACCUCUGACGUCAUCAUCGUCGUGCCGGCUCACCAUCUCGAGGAGAUUGUAGCGGGCACGCGAGACCACGAGUUCCGCCCGCAUGUGCUGCCUGCCGUUAGGGCGUGGUUUUAUGCCACAGAGCCGGUGAACGAGGUGAAGUAUAUGGCUACGCUAGGAGAUGCAAGGAAGCCGGGGGAAAUUGAGGGGGCGAGUGGGGUGGGGAAUGAGGAGUUCAAUAGGGGUGAGAGUGUUAGUGUUGUCCUUGGCAUGAGUGGGAGUGGGAGUGGUCGUGUUGUUAGCAGUGGGAGAAGUAGUAGUGAGGCUGCGGCGACUACCACGCCCAACAAGUUCGCGCACAAGCUCUUGCAGGUGUAUCAGCUCAAUGAUCCGGUCAAGAAGGAUGAGUUGGAGGAGCAUGGGUUUGGGAAAGGCCUACCGACGAGGUAUCGGCUGUUGCCACCGGCGGCGGUGGGCGAUUUAUUGGCAAAUUUGAGAUGUGCGCUUUUUGCGGAGGAUGGUGAGGAAGACGGAAAGGAUGGGGAAGAUGAGGGAGGCAGGCUUGAGGCUAUUGAAGAAGGAGAUGAAGAGGGUGAGGAGAUGGGUGGGACGGUGGAGGGGGCAGGAGAGACGACAGACAGUCAACCCGACCAUGGGGAAUCUGUCUCCCAGCAGCUGGAGCAGCAGUUGAGAAGCGAUAUCAUGCGCUCGACGCAGAUGAUGCUCUCGGAUGACGCGAGACCCCCCGGCCAAGGAGGAGCACUGUUACGACACGAUUCAAGGAUAACUUCCAGCCCACAAAGACCUCCUCCUGCACAGGUGACUUCGAGUCAAGGUCGGACAACGAGGUCUAGUCAACCUCGGAUGACGGUGACCAAGGUUACGAAGAAACAAGUACAGGUCACAAAGAAGUUCCACUUCGCGGCGCUAGAGAUGGAGGAAGAUGACGAUGACCUUGACCUUGAUCUCGGCAAGGAAGGGAUGAAAACCCCUCCUCCUGCCCUGCCUCCUCGCUCACGGUCAACUGUAGCUUCAACUUCAACUUCGACUUCAGCUUCAAAAACCAGCGCCGGCCGCAAAAGCAGCGGUAGUCGCAGUAGUCAGGCUAUUCAAAGCCAAUUUGAAACUGAGACACGCCAAACCCGUCGCCAGAGCCAACGUCUAACGAGUAGUCAGCUUCAGCAGGAAUUCGACGAAAGGCAGAUUACAAAGACAAAAACAACAACAAAGGCUUUACAAGAAAAGGCCUCAAUGCCACCACCUCCCUCACCUGCUAAACCCCGUGGCGGUAGUAAAAUCACUACGAGCGCCCUUGCUAAACUCAACAAAGCCACCACUGCCCGCGCUUCAACUAUCGGUUUCGGUGCCGGUCAUAACAACCCCAAUUACAACACCGCCCGCCCCUCGCAAGCGACGACCGCCAGCGGGCCGUCUAGUCCUAUUAUUCCGACCAGGCCGGAGGAGGACGAACAGGAAGAGUCUUCGCUGCCCCAACUCAGUCGGGGCAGAGGCGUAGUUGGUACAGGUAGAGGAAGGGGUCAAGGUAGCGUCAGAAGUCAAGCCCUCUCCGAAUCCGUCACCGCCUCCGAGUCCUCGGUUAUUAGACCAGCGAUACCUGAUGACGUUGAUGAUUCCCAUAUUCUGUUGUCUUCUUCUUCGAUACCGGAGCCUCUGGAUUUUCAUCAUGGAGAAAGUAGUAACAGCACCACGCCUACUGGCACGAGGAAUCGUACCAGAGGGGGGAGGAGAACUCCUGGCAGUGGUAGUGGCAGUGGUAGAGGAGGCACGGAACGGCUACCAAUGAGUUCCCAAGCUCUUGCGUCUUUGGCCCCGGAUAGCUUGUUGGUGGAUGUCGAGGGGGUUAGGCCGCCGCCUGAGUUGGUGGCUUGGGAUUCUGAGGAGGAUGUGGAUGAAGAUGAGACGGCGAGUGAGGAUGACGGGGACUUGAACUGAACCAUUACCUAAGAGUUCUGAGGGGGUGGG
Messenger RNA from Neurospora tetrasperma FGSC 2508, 3955 nucleotides. RefSeq lists its product as uncharacterized. The coding region runs from base 92 to 3925 and encodes 1277 amino acids. The record is from RefSeq and is a predicted model, not a curated record. The transcript has a single exon. NCBI's taxonomy places the organism in Eukaryota, Fungi, Ascomycota, Sordariomycetes, Sordariales, Sordariaceae.